AUGUCGUCUUUACUUCAGUCAGGCAUAAUUAAAGCAUAUUGGCGUUUAUUACCAAUUCUGUUUCUAUCAUAUAUCAUUGCAUACGUUGAUCGUAAUAAUGUUUCAUUGGCCAAACUUAAAAUGGUCGAUGAUUUACCAUCGUUUCGUUAUCGAACAGAAACUAUAUUUGGUCUUGGUCAGGCAGCCUUUUUUAUUGGCUAUUUACUUCUCGAGAUUCCUGGUACAUUAAUUGUGGAAAAAUGGAGUGCACGUAAAUGGAUUUGUCGUAUCAUGAUUACUUGGGGUAUUGUAGCUUCAUUGACGUCAGUCGUCACAAAGCCAUGGCAUUUUUAUAUAAUUCGUUUUUUACUUGGACUUGCUGAAGCUGGCUUCUUUCCAGGUGUAAUUGUCUAUUUAACACAUUGGUUUCCGUCACAAGCAAGAGCACGGGCAUUAUCUCUAUUUCUCAUUGCUACACCGAUUGCUCAGUUCAUAAGUCCGAAAAUAUCCUACUAUAUUCUUCGAAUGGGUACCAUUGAAAAUGGUAUCUACUACAGAACGUUAUUUAAAUUAAAAGGUUGGCAAUGGAUGUAUAUCGUUUGGGGUGUACCAUCAGUUAUACUUGGUAUUAUUGUUCUGAUUUUUCUAACUGAUCGACCGAAAGAUGCGAAAUGGUUGAGUAGCGAAGAACGUGAAGUACUUGAAACAGAACUUACGCAAGAAUUAUUAGCACGUCGAACAAAUGCUGGUGGACAUCUAACACUAUGUCAAGCACUACGCAAUGUUAAAGUACUUCUUCUUGCUUUAGCAUAUUUUUUUAUUGUAACUGGUAAUUAUGGUGUUGAACUCUUCUUACCAACUAUUCUUCGCGAUUGGUACCAUCCGAGUGAUCGUCUUCUGACAUGGAUUUUAAUGAUCCCACCAUUGGGUGCUCUUUUUGGAAUGUUACUAAUUGGAUACACUUCAGAUCGAACGAAAGAAAGACGUUUUCACGCUGCUAUACCUAUUUUGAUCGGUGCAAUCGGGCUUGGUCUCACAUUAAUUCGUCAUCAACCAUUAACUACAAUGAUUAUUCUUUUUACAGUAACAUCGAUUGGUACGAAAGCUUAUCUACCAGCAUUUUGGUCAUUACCAAGUUUAUUUUUAAGUGAAUCAGCUGCUGCUAGUUCUAUUGGUUUCAUUAAUUCAAUUGGUAAUAUUGGCGUGUGUUUCACAGCUGUGAUUGUUAUGAUUCUUCGUUUCGAUCGACAUUAUCGAGAGGAACCACAUAAAAAUAUACGACAUCCAACUAUCUCAAGCAAUAGCAAUGAGUUAUUUACCAGUGAACAACAACACACAGAGCAAAGAUCACUAUUCAUUUCUGUUUUAUUUAUUAUUAUAACGAGAGAAUUGAAAUAA
This is a messenger RNA of Rotaria socialis, 1377 nucleotides long. Lineage: Eukaryota; Metazoa; Rotifera; Eurotatoria; Philodinida; Philodinidae. The record is from the annotation of a GenBank genome assembly.